CACUACUAUAUAACAAAUAAUUUGAGCAUGAGAUGUAAUGCUCAUACAUCUUCUGGCCCUAAUCGGAUUAACAGUCGCUCAACAAGAACUCUGUUAUAAAGGCCCAGGAGACGUGUACACGGGUUUUAUAAACCGAACUACGAAGGGUGACUCUUGUGAGUCAUGGUCCCAGCAGAGUCUCAUUACCCUUGAGGAGGAGGUCAACCACAACUACUGCCGAGUGUUCCAGAACAUGUCCUCAACCCCGUACUGUGUCUACAACGGACAGAGACAGCCAUGUGACGUUGCCAAGUGCGAUGUCUCCACGUUGCGGUUCCAGGGGUUUAACUUCCUAUUCUUUAGAAACACCACCAACUACCCUAACUAUCCGAUUAUAGCCCAACAGAUUAACUUCUACUUCAAGCACGACGUUGUAUCCGACGACCCCCGGCCUCCAGCAGUACUGGUCCAGGUUAAGAGCAGAAACGACAGCAGGCAGCACAUGUCUGUCAUCUUACAGAACGGGUUUCUGAAGCUGGUCGUCAGUCUGGACUCUUAUAACACAGAGAGGUUUGUGUUUGGGGGUCCCGUAUCGUAUGGGGACGUUCACUACGUAUCAGUUAAUCGGUCUAGGUCCCAAGUAUUCGUACAACUCAACGAAACCAUCUCCAACUUCACCCUUACUAGCAAGGACACGGAGUUCCUAGUGUCACCCUACCAAGUGAUGGUUGGAGACAACUACUACGGCUGCAUGACCGGUCUCAGUAUCGGUACCUGGAUUCAGAACGCACAGACUGUAGAGCUCCUGUCAGAUCGACCCUUCCCACUCUACGACGGGAGUGAAAUAAAGCAGUUUACGAUACGAAACGCUAAAACGGGAACCCCACUAUCGGAGCAGUGCAUGUUCGCCCCAACUACUGUCGUUAGAAACAGUUACAUGAUGAAAGAGAGAUCUUCUCAGACGCUCACUGAAAACCUACCGGAAGCAGCAGUGGAGAUUGUACCGAAGAAGGGGACACUUGAUCAGCGGUCCAUCAUCAUCAUAUCAGUGGCGCUCGGUGUUAUCUUCACUCUUACCCUCGUCACCCUGAUCUGCGUCAAGAGGAAUCAGGAGUUUACACCGCAGGGCUACAAUCUUGAGGUCAUGUGAUCAAAUUAUGUAUGAUUUCUUCAUGUAGACUCGGUUGUUUUUCAUUGGUCACGUAUCUUAUUUUUUCGUUCGUUAUUGUUUUUGUAAAUACGAAUAUUUAGUACUUAAACAGGCCAUUCUUGAUAGGAACAUAGGAUAUUGACAAUUGACCGGUACGGUCAUUAACGGUUAUUUGUAACGAGGCCAUCACGAAUUUAGUAUUUAUUGAAAUGUGACUUGAAGUUAAAUUGUGUUCGUUAUGCAUUAUGAUGACUUUCUAACGAGUGAAGAUUCAAAUAUAGAAGUGCACGUACACAUGCGUUCGUAGACUAAAUUGAAACAAAUUGAAGGCCAAUAUAUAGAUGGAUUUCACAAUUUUUAUAAUGCUAUUAGUAUUUCUAAAUUAAAAAUGAUGCACAUCAAAAUGAUGCCAUUAGAACACUUUAUAAUAUGCUCAUAGUAUGCAAUUGCAGUAUCAUUCAGUCUUUUUUGCAAUUUUACUAAUAAGUUUUCAAGUUUGAUGUUCAGUGUUUAAAUUAAUUCAAAAGAUUUCGUUGAUCAUAUCUAUUUGAGCAUUUUUUCAUCAAUGUGGAAAUCUCUAAAACUAAUAGCUAUAUUAAUUGAUCUAGCUUAUUUAUUAACAUGACAGC
Molecule: messenger RNA, 1758 nt
Organism: Bolinopsis microptera
Lineage: Eukaryota; Metazoa; Ctenophora; Tentaculata; Lobata; Bolinopsidae
Exons: 9
Coding region: 38-1129 (363 amino acids)
Source: RefSeq, a predicted model, not a curated record